CAUGACACGUCUUAUCUAUGUAACUACCGACAAUGAAUGGUUUAACAGUUUUGUUGCUCCUGGGUACAACGUUGACACAAGGUUUAGCCUUAAUGUGCUUGCAAUGUGUUAAUGUCCUUCAACCGCGUCAUUGCAACGACAUCACUUAUUGUGCUGAGAACGAGGUUUGUUACGUGGAAAGGGUGGUGUCACCUGAUGGACAUCGCUAUAAUUCAGGAUGUAUGCAGCAAAACAUAUGUAUGAGACAGAAUUCCAGCAGUUCCAUACAAGCCUUCAGAAACGGUUUGAUACAGACCAUUACCUGUACCGGAUGUUGUCAGUCAGAUCUGUGUAAUUCGGAGGGAUGCGGCGAACCAGGAUUUCCCGCCAUUCGAGGACCCAUGUGUUUGGGUUGCUCUCAGACUCGUAAUGCCACCGACUGCCGUACGAUUAUCCACUGUAGAGAGUCGGAGGUUUGUCACAUCACAGAAGUAGUUGAGUUUGGAGAUAUAAUAUAUUCGACAGGAUGUGUGCAUUCACAGUUGUGUUCAAGUUUUGUUUCAAGACCCUUUUCAAUAUCGGAACUGUCCAACUGGCACAAUACCCCAGGAACACAAUCUUUAUCACUAACAAAACAACCUUCAACUCCAACACAACCAUCACUGCAAUCAACAACCAUGUUAGCACCGUCAAUUAAUACAAAAACAGCAAGCACACGUGCACAUACUCACCCUACUAAGGACCAUGUCUUCAUCACCUCACAUAUAGGUGUGGUCGUGGUAGGCAAGAGAUCAGCACAAAGACGGUUUGUAGAUUGCAGUCAAUGUUGUUAUGGUGAUUUAUGUAACCAUGAUUGUUCGAGAGCAAGUACAACUUCAACGGUUUCAUAUUUGACUUUUUCCUCUCCAUCACCACAAACAACUCAACAAUAUGUUACCAGUUCACCCGGAUCCUCCACUCCAAACAGUACAGUUCAACACACUCUUCCACACAUUUAUACAGCACAGACAUCUAGUUCUUCGAUAACAUUGCCUACCCAACACACAAAUAGCCUUCCAGAUACAUCAGGAGACGAAUUCCUUUUGGCAUUUUCCAAACAUGAAAACGGAAAUGAUGCAGAUAAUAUCACCUUACUUGUUACGUCCAGUGAAAAUGGACAUAUCAGUAUCCAUCUUCCGAUCAACAACACGUACAUCAACACUACAGUGACAAAAGGAGAAAAUGUAAUCGAAAUUGAUCCUCAUAUUACCCUUAACAAUCUUCAAAAAGAAAAUAAAUCAGUUCAUAUCGUAACUGACGUUAAUGUAACGCUUCAGGUACACGAAUAUCGAAACGUAUUUGACACAGGAUUUCUGGCAUUGCCUACGCAAUGCUUGUCUACAAAAUACAUUGUUUCAACUGAACCUGCAUUUGAUGGUGCAAACCCAUCCUACGUGACCGUUGCUGCUCUGAAGGACAAUACGGAGGUUUCAUUUAGACUUGAAUUAAGUGGAAAUGAUACGAUUCAAUACAAAGGUAAAAGUUAUGGCAAAUAUGAUACAUUAAACAUAACUUUGAAUCAAUACGAGACUUUCCAGUUAACGGGAAUUACAGAUUUUACUGGAACGGUGAUUCAGAGUUCGCAACCAAUUUCAGUUCUGUCUGGAAACACGGCAACAGUUAUUCCCAAACCUGUGGAUUCGUCCAGUAUCUUUGAUGCCCAAACACUUUCUCAAAUGAUACCACCUGCAAGUAUUCUUGGCCAAAAUUUCAUAAUUCCGGAAUUACAGGGCAGGCAUAGUUACUAUUACAAGAUCAUCGCUUCCUAUCCCAAUACUCGCGUCACUGUUGGAGACAAAACUACAAUUCUUCAAAGCGAGGGAUCCUUCCAAAUGUUUGAAUCCGUAGACGGAAGAUCUAUUAGUAUCUCAAGUGACAAACCAGUGUUGGUCGUCCAGAUUGCGAAGACCAUGCAGUCUCAUUAUGACACGGCCAGUGGAACAAUGAUUGUAACACCAGCUGUUGAACAAUUCAAAUCGGAAUACACGGUGAUAGUUCCUGAUCCACCUAAGAGAAAUCAUCAAACUAAUUACAAAUCUUACAUCUCCAUUAUCACAGAACUUGAUCAAGUAGAUAAUAUCGACAUUGACGGAAGCAAGUAUGAUGUGUAUAAUUCUAACCUGCAGACUGUACAUCUAAAUGGUAAAUCGUAUUCCGUAAUAACAUUGCAGAUGGAUAAACCUGGUCUACACAAAGUGACUAGCGUUUCCAGAUAUCCUUUCGGACUUGUAAUGUAUGGGUUUGAUUUUGCACAGGGUUAUGGAUAUCCAAUUGGACUGAAAUGUUAAAGCUACAUUUUUGUAUAACAGAAAUUUGUGGAGUUGCAAUGUAAGGUUAGGUAUUCUGUUUUAUUAUUACCUGCAGAUGGCUUAUUAGACACUAGUGUUUAAACAUUGACUUGUCAAAAAGAAAAUCUAGAACACUGAAACUUAAAAAAGCUACAACAAUGUAGGUAAUGAAAUAUCAAUUUGUCAAAGACAAAAAUGUACAACAAAGACUAUUGAAGACAUCUUUACUUGAA
This is a messenger RNA of Ostrea edulis (European flat oyster), 2539 nucleotides long. RefSeq lists its product as uncharacterized. Lineage: Eukaryota; Metazoa; Mollusca; Bivalvia; Ostreida; Ostreidae. The coding region runs from base 33 to 2306 and encodes 757 amino acids. The transcript is spliced from 11 exons. The record is from RefSeq and is a predicted model, not a curated record.